Ruditapes philippinarum (Manila clam) is the source of this 794-nucleotide messenger RNA. Its product is annotated as kunitz-type U19-barytoxin-Tl1a-like. Gene Ontology annotation, molecular function: serine-type endopeptidase inhibitor activity. Lineage: Eukaryota; Metazoa; Mollusca; Bivalvia; Venerida; Veneridae. The coding region runs from base 159 to 776 and encodes 205 amino acids. The record is from RefSeq and is a predicted model, not a curated record. The transcript is spliced from 6 exons.
AAAUUGUCUUUAACAGAUAAAACAUAAGGUCAACACGAUUGUAACAUAACAGGUGUGUUUUACACAUAACACUUCAUAAAUAUUGACAAUAUUCGCACGUACAACAUUAAAGCACUGUUUUAACUUAAGUAACAUUCUUUAACAAGAAAGUACGAACCAUGGCAAAGGUUUCACUGACGGCGAUAGUCUGUGUACUGUCACUGGCGUUGCUAGGAAAGACAGUGGCUGGUAGAUUCGUGAAUGGAGAUUGCCAAUUACAGAAAGAAAUAGGACCAUGCAGAGCGUUUAUCCCGAGAUUCUUUUAUAACGCGCAGACUUCCAAGUGCGAGCCGUUCAUUUAUGGUGGUUGCUGGGGAAACGCCAAUAAUUUUGAGACAGAGUCGCUAUGUCAGUCAGCUUGCUCGGGGACUCCUCCCCGUCAAAAAUCUAAUUAUACUGUGUACAGUAAUACAUUUGCACUGGGUUUUUCAUUUAAGGAAAAUUUCAAUAACAAGAAAGUACGAAGCAUGACGAAGGUUUUACUGAUGACAGUUGUCUGUGUUAUGACAAUGGUAUUGCUGGGAAAGACACUGGGUGAUACAAGCGGAAAUGACACGAUCACAGUUGAUACAUGUAAACUACCAAAGGAAACAGGACCAUGCAAAGGGUUAUUCCCACGAUUCUUUUACAACGCACAAAAUUCAACGUGCGAGCAGUUUGUUUAUGGUGGUUGCUGGGGAAACGACAACAACUUUCAGACAGAGUCGUUAUGUCAGUCAGCUUGCGUAAAAUCUUAAUAAAUGUUUUACGACUGA